Molecule: messenger RNA, 795 nt
Organism: Lachancea meyersii CBS 8951
Lineage: Eukaryota; Fungi; Ascomycota; Saccharomycetes; Saccharomycetales; Saccharomycetaceae
Source: the annotation of a GenBank genome assembly
AUGUCUAAGAAGCUAGAAUUACCUGAGUGCUACGAAGUGCUGAGACCUAGAGUUGAGAAGACUUUGACCCCCAUUGUCCGUGUCAAGGCGGAGGAAGGCGCUACUGGCAUUUUUGAUAGUAAAUUCGGCGGAAACCCGUACUUCCCCAUUGAUAGCGAGUAUCCGCGCGAUGCAGAUGGGUUUCCAAUGAAAUUACUUGCACAGCUCAAUUUUGAGCAGAUACCACAUUUGGAUGGCUAUCCUACCUCUGGAAUUCUUCAAUUUUAUUUGAGUACUAAAGAUGGGUGUUUUGGAUUCGACUACGGUGGAAAAGUGGAACAUAAAAACUAUCGUAUUCUAUUCUUCGAUGGCGAGCUGAAAGGUGAAGACCAGUUGUUACGUGACUUUGACUUUGUAAAACUGACCGAUGAAGAUGAGUUUCCGCUAUAUACGGGGAGCGAAGCAAAACUCACCUUCACUCCAGAUGAGGAGUACAUGAACCUUCUUGACUUCCGUGUUGAAAAGGAGACUGGAAUGAAGUCAGAUUGGAUUCCUGAACUUGAGGACUUUUACACGCAGAGUUCCGAAAUGGCUAUGAAGCACAAAAUAGGUGGAUAUCCUGGUUUUACGCAAUGUGAUCCUAGGGGCGAAUAUGAAGAGCUAGCUUCAUACACUAAGCUGCUUCUCCAGAUUGACAGCGAUGACGCAAUUGGCUGUGAAUGGGGAGAUGCUGGUGUGGGUAAUUUUUUUAUAACGGAGGAAGAUCUUGCCAAACGGGACUUUUCCAAGGUUUAUUACAACUACGAUUGUUGCUGA